AUGGUCGCUUCAACACCAGUGGGCUCCUUCUGGACCGUCCUGUUCUUGUGCACGGCCUUCCUCUCGCUCUGGUCUACACCGUGUCACGGUCUCGACAUCUCUUAUUGCUCUCCGGACAACAACGCGGGCACUUACCAAGGUCAAUACAACGAGUUCCAAUCAAAUGGAGCCUGUCAAGUGCAAUGUCAGGGUUCUUUUGCCUUUGCCGUCCUCCAAGGCUACUACUGCUGGUGCUCAAACUACAUCCCUUCUCCGCAGGAAAGCACGUACAACUGCAACCAGCAAUGUCCUGGCUUUGACACGGAAUGGUGUGGCAACACCGACUCUGGCCUUUAUGGAUACUACCUCUUGAGUGCUGGAGUCCCUCUAGGAACCUCUGGUUCGACGUCCAGUACACCCUCCACAACAUCAUCCCCUUCCUCAAGUCCCUCGUCGUCGGUUAGUAUUGAUACCUCCACCUCCACCGUCACUUCCAAUUCCGUAUCCGCAUCCACGUCCUCCUUGGAUAUUGGAACUCCCACUUCCUCCCCUGAUCCCGAUACCUGGAUAGUCUCCCGUUCCUCUUCUUCUGUGGUAACAUAUGGAUCAUCUCAGAGUUCUGACGUGGCUGGCGUUGUGACUUGGUCAAGCGACACCUCGAUGAGCUCAGUGAGCUCCACUAUUCCCACCUCGACUCCGUCACCAUCGACGACAAAUCCACCGCCGAGUUCGAGCCCAAGCCCAAGCUCAGGCUCAAGCAGCCCAACGCCGACCGCAGUCUACACCAGUGUCACCACUGUAACGGGCGAAGUUCGAACGGUGGUUGUGACCCCAUCUCCAGCUGCCACCUCGGAUGCCACACUCGGCCAGAGUUCCACUGCGGGUGGCAGCGGCGUCAGCACUGGCAAGGUUGUUGGCAUAGUGCUUGGCGUUGCUUUGGGCAUCGGCGGUCUGAUCGGAACUGCGGUGUACUUCUGGUUUCGCCGACGCCACAGGAAAUUACAGCAAGAAGGCGGACCGGAAACGGCAUAUGUUCCUCGGACAGGCGACACUUCGCCAUCCAACAAUGUCCCGUCACGGCAAGUUAGUCAGUUGUCGUCGUCAGGCUUAUUAGGGACUAAGAUUCCCCGCAUCAACACGUCUGGAGUCACUCUGGGCAAUGACCUGCGAAGCGCCGACACUGGCUCGACGGGCUUUGACCGUCGCAGCCUGGGCACCGACCAGCGACUGAACCCGUAUGCGUUGUACAUCCACGACGAGAGCCGCCUUAGCAAUGUGUCUCUUCAAGACAACCAGGAUUAUUCCAGGCAGCUACGGGUGAGCAUCCGUGCCUGA
Molecule: messenger RNA, 1314 nt
Organism: Fonsecaea multimorphosa CBS 102226
Lineage: Eukaryota; Fungi; Ascomycota; Eurotiomycetes; Chaetothyriales; Herpotrichiellaceae
Exons: 3
Coding region: 1-1314 (437 amino acids)
Source: RefSeq, a predicted model, not a curated record